UACAACGCAACAGAGAACCGCCGCCGCCACUCGACAGCAUUCGGUCUCCGGUGUGCGUGCACGUUCGGUCACAAAUAAAAUACACACACGAUCGUGUCGACGAAAAUCUAAACUCACGAUAUCAUAUCAUAUUAUUAUUGUUAUAUUUAAAUAAGACUUACGUGUACUGAGUGUGUGUCCUUUUUAUUAUAAUAUAAUUUAGUGAAGGUAAAUAAUAGUAUAUUAUUAUUCAUUACGCACAAGUCUUCGACGUCCCCCGCGCGCCCUUCCACCGGAUCGUAAAUCGGGAUUCCGGAUAUACGUACAUAUUUCGAAAGUUCGGUUCGGUCUCUACAAUUUUAUCCGUCGCGUGUGCGUGUCAACCCCCCCGUCGGAUUCGAUAGAAACACAAACAUUUCGUAUCCUUGAGUGCGCCUCCCGAACGACCGGAAUCAAAUAACGGAUAUGAAACGGGCUGAACGGUAAUGGGGAAUGUCCGACAUCAAAUCGACGGUCUGUGAUACUCGACCGGAGGUGGAGGUGGUGGAGGAGGGGGGCCUCCAGAAACAACUACAAGACGUUUGCAAAAGCAUUAAAGUCACUAACAUGAGAGCAGCCACACCGUACCUAUGUGCGCUGUACGUGGCCACGGCCGGCCACCAAGGAAACCUUCUUGGAUCUGACGAACAGGAGAUCGUCCUGCUCAUUUACGUAGUCGUCGACAUGACAACCAACACCGUUGUAGGCAUCCAGCAAUAUUUGGUGAAGCCGACCGAAGUUGACCAAAACGAAAACAUGCUGUCUGAUCAAGUCACGUCAGACAUAGGCAUCACUGAGAAAAUGGUCAAGACUUCCGGUAUUCCCCUGCAGGAUGCUAUCGACAAGUUCGAUACCUACGUAAAGUCACUGAAUAUCGAACCUCAAGCACCUAUGUUUCGAAUAGUAACAGAUGGACAGCUUCCAAUCCGUCAGUGUUUGCACCGGGAAUCGUCCAUUAAAGACAUUGAACUGCCCGAAUACUACAACGUAUUUCACGACCUACGGAAAGACUUUUCCAAAUUCUACAAUGCACCUCAAGACCAAACUUUUAACUCAAUUACAGAUCUGGUUAAUUAUCUAGAAAUAACUCAUGAAAUCGAUUCUCAGUUCUACGUAGCCGAGGUCAAGGAUAUGGUAAACAUUGUCCAAAGACUCAUAGCGGAUGGCCAUACGUUCAAUUCGCCGGAAAUCGUUCAGCUAAAACUCGAACCGGGUAUUUGUUGGAAAAAUGAAGAAGUAGAUAACAAUUGUGUAGUCAGAGCAAGAGGUCUUCCGUGGCAAUCAUCUGAUCAAGACAUAGCCAAGUUCUUUCGUGGUCUUAAUAUAGCCAAAGGUGGUGUAGCAUUGUGUUUAAGUGCGCAUGGUCGUCGUAACGGUGAAGCAGUUGUACGUUUUGUGAACCAAGAGCACAGAGACAUGGCUAUGAAAAGACAUAAGCACCAUAUUGGUAGCCGUUAUAUUGAAGUAUAUAAAGCUAAUGGUGAAGACUUCAUAAAUGUUGCUGGGGGUAAUAGUAGUGAAGCCCAAACGUUCCUCACUAAGGGUGCCCAAGUAAUUGUGCGCAUGAGGGGUUUACCUUAUGAUUGUACAGCUAAAGAUGUCAUUACUUUCUUUGAAAAUGGUGAGCAAACUUGUUCCGUAAUGGAUGGAGAAGAUGGUGUUUUAUUUGUUAAAAAACCUGAUGGACGUGCAACGGGUGAUGCAUUUGUUCUAUUUGCUGAUGAAGAUGAUGCUCCUAAAGCACUUAGUAAGCACAGAGACCUAAUAGGCACAAGGUACAUUGAACUAUUUAGGAGUACAACAGCUGAAGUACAACAGGUUUUGAAUCGUGCAAUGGAUCCAUCUGUGCGAUCAACAGCUAGUGAUAGCAAUGGCAACAUUACCACCCCAGUAACAACAACAGCGGGUGUGAAUAAUUCGCCUACUGCACUUCUUGGGCAUGUACCGCUUCUGCCAUUGCCUCAGCACGUCAUCACUAGUGGCACACGAAAAGACUGUAUACGCUUACGUGGACUUCCAUAUGAAGCAAAUGUAGAACAUAUACUUGAGUUCCUUGGAGAACAUUCCAAAAAUAUUGUAUUCCAAGGUGUACAUAUGGUUUACAACUCUGUGGGUCAUGCAUCUGGUGAAGCAUUCAUUCAAAUGAACAACGAGGGCAGUGCUGCUCAGGCAGCAAUGGCUAAACACCACAAUUAUAUGUCUUUUGGCAAAAAACAACGGUACAUCGAAGUGUUCCAGUGUUCUGGUGAAGAUAUGCAUCUGGUGUUGACUGGCGGAGGUGCUGCGUCAGGAGCUUUAUCCCCAGUAGCCGCCAAAGCGCUAUUAUCACCACCUGGCGGACCGCUGAUGACUUCUCCGCCGUUCCCGCCACCGACUUCCAACUACUCGCCGUUCUCCGGGCCACCGCCGCUGAUAGGCCACCAGCCGCCGCCGUCGCUGGGCGCGCCGUACCCGCCGCCGAUCCUCUACUGGCCGUACCCGUCGCCACCCAUAUCGCCGCCGCACCAACAGCCCGCGCUACUCAUCAUGCAGGGCACGCCGCCGCCGAUGCAGCCCCCGCCGCCCGUGGACAUGUGCAAUCUCAUACACUCCGUGUCCGAGUGGAACAUCGAUUACAUGCAACAGAAUCCUCAGUUUUGCACAAUGAACGUAGGUCCGAUGGGCAUGCACUCGGCUGCGGCUUGACGCGACGCGAAACAGCGGUCGGCGGCAGCCAACGACGUGCAAUCGUCACAACAACAACGUUGUUGCCGUCGAUGACCGGUCUAAUUAUACAAAGCCACAACAAUGACCGUACUAUAUUGUGCAAAGUACAAACGGCCGCGUACUUAACGUGUUUAUAAUAUAUAAAUAGUAAUGUUUGUAUUUAUUUAUUUAUAAUAUUAUGUUAUAUAUAUAUAUAGAGCGAGAGAUAUUUCUAUUAGAUUUAAGACUGUAUAUAAUAUAUAUAUAUUUAGACGGAAAAAAAUAGUAUACAUAAUAAUAUUAAUAUAGUUGAGAUAACUCGAACUUAUGAAGCCAACAAAUAUCAUAUAGUCGUCUUCCACCGCGCGUAUUAAAGACGAAGUAAUAGUACUUGCCUAAUCCUCGUUAAUAAUAUAUUAUUGUUGGUCACGUGUACAUAACAAUACAAUAUAAUAAUAUAUAACAUAUUUAUUAUCAUAUUGAAAGUUUGUAAGUCGAAUUUCUGUGUUUUGUGUGAAUUAUUAACGUAUAUGUUUUCAAUGUGAUUUUUAUUAUUUUUACCAAUUUAGUAUUCUUUUUAUCAAUUUUACUCGUUUGUAUUCAAUAUUAAAUUCGUAAAAUAUGAAAUAUGCUUCCCGUUUUAUCUGCAAAUAGAUACGUCAUGGUGAAUUUUUCUUAAUACAUUUCGAUACAAUAAUCUGUAAGUACCUACUUACUUAUUUCUUAGAUUUUUAAUUUUUUCGAAUGGCAACCCAUAUUUCUUAUUUCAUAUUCUGAAAUAGAUUGUUUUCUGAAAAUUUUAGAAUAUGAAAUUCAAAAAUACUGGUCUAAAGUUUAAAAAAAUUAUGAAAAUAAUAUUUUUUCACUAACUUGUGGCGUUAUGUGAUAACUACCUAUACUCACUUUAAAUUACAUCAAUCGACUGCGAAAACCCGUGUAAUAUGAGUGUCUUAAUUUUAGAAAAUUCACUUUGUAUGACGAUAGUGUAUAUAAUAAAAUAUAUCAAGUGCUACACGUAACAAUUUAAGAAUGACUGGUGUGUGGACGUUAUUUGACGCACAUAAUACUACUCUAGCACAUUUGUUACAGUUAGAUUAUUUAAUAUAAUAUAUUAUUAUUUUUAUUAUUAUUAUUAUUAUUAUAAUACAAUAUAUCGAUGCGAUCGAAAUAUCGUAAUAACGGUUUAUAAAAAAAUUAUUCCGAACGUUAUACGUCUUCAUCGCGUUUUAUUCUUAAUCAUAAUAUAACAAGCAACGGUUUUUGAAAAUAUUUUUUUUUCGUUUUUAUGCCCUCGCAUUGUCAUUAGUCAAGUCCUAUAUAACGACCAAAUUUGUUUAUUAGUAUUAUUAAUAUUUUUUUUUCGUAGGAAUUAGUGAGAUUAAUUUAUUAUAUUUGUUUCAUUAAGUGCGGUUAUUGAAUGCGUAUAAAAGAAAUGCACACAUUUUAACUUAUAACGAUAAUGGCGGCGCUAAUAAGCCGCCAAAGUUAUCAUAUACCUUGGUACCAGCUAUAGUAAUAAUAUUAUGUUAGUUUAUGAAUCUAUUUUUGUUUAAAAUUUUAACAUUCGGUUGUACGAUCUCUAGUAUUCUUUAUGCUCGACAAAACAUAACGAAAACAAUAUUUAUAUAGUAUUGUAAUAUGAUAUAUAUUUUUUUUUAACAUUAUAAUGUUUUGUGCAAUUUAAUUUAAUUUUGUUUAUUUCCAAGUAGAUCUCAAAAAAGUAGAUGUUUUGACAAUUUUUUAAUUAAAUUAAUCUCGAAUGUAUAUUUUAUACUUUGGUCCUCCUCCGGAUGAACGAAUUUUCAACACACACGAUAAUACAUUCUACCCGGCCAACGAACGGCCAUCCGUCUUAAUUUAAACAAUUAUUACGAUUGCUUUCUAUGUAUAGUAGUUUCGUAUUUUAGUAUUUUUCGCGUAUACUUAGGUGCGUUUAUUGAAAUACAUUACUACCUACCUCCCCCUACCGUCACGGCCGCACAAUAUUAUAGGUAUUAUAUAAAAUAUAAAAUAAUUAUGUACAUCGACAAUGUUCCAAAAAUGUGUAUACGGUUUUUUUUUUUUUUAAAUAAUUUUCGUAAUUCUAUUAUUGUUAUUAAUUAAUAUUAUUUUAUGAAGUGUGACAAAGUCUUCGCCCCAGACAGUAAUUUUAAAGCGAAGAAACAUAGUUAAACUCGACAAAGUGUCAGCUUUUAUAUAAUGUUAUUUAUAAUAUUAUAUACAAUAAUUAUAAGUAUCGUGUUUAUCUUCUAUAAUGUCUAUAUGUAAUCGUAACGUGUAUAUAAUAUAUACAUUUAUAUAUUAUGUAUAUAAUAGUAUACAUAGGUUUCAGACUUUCAGUUGACCGAAAUAAAUACGAAUAAUAAUAUACCGAACAUAAUAUAUACCACUCAAGUCGCAAUAAAUUAGUCAAAAAAGAGAGAUGGAUUACGCACGUAUAAAAUACCUACCUAUAUACUAUAUACCCUGCAUACCUACAUAUCGCUUAAUCUCGAUCAUAUAACGAUAAUUAUCUGCCUAUAACGUCGUUAUUGAAUUUUAAAAUGUUUUAUUCGUAACAUUUAUGGAUGUUUUUAUGUGCGAUUCAGGUACUUUGUUGAAACUCGGAAUAUUUUAUACUGCCUUAACCGGCGUAUUAUAAUAUAUUUAUUGUGAAUAUUAAAAAAAAAAAAAAACAUCCGAUUAUCGGUUAGAACCAUGUCAAUUAUACCGAAAAACAAUCACGAUGACUAAUGUUUUGUAUUCGCCAUUUGGCCUCAAUAAAUUCCGUUUGCCUAUCGAAGAAAUCAGCGAUUUCUCGUUGUAUAAUGUUUUGUAUAGGUAGUUUGAUAUUUUAAUAAUAUAAUAUAAUUUUGUCCGUUGAACAAUACAAUAUACGACGUCAAUAUAGUAAUAGUGUUUCUCAGCGCGUCCGUUUUUCCAGUUUAGUAUUGCGACUAUCGCGUAAACAUGUUACUAUAAUUUAGUAAUCGAAUUUUUUAUUAUUACUACCCUUAGCUCAUAUACUUAGUGUAUGAUCUGUAAGUUACUACAUAUUUUAUUUUGCUCGAUGUCUCUCUGGCUUUGAAAUAAUUCAAUGUCGUGCAUUAAUAUAUUAUAUAGAUAGGUACCUACAAAUAUUAUUAUAAUUAAAUUCUACUUUUGUUUCGUUCGAUUAGAUGUAUAAUAAUAUGGUUAAGAAUAUAUAGACCAAAAUAAUAAUUUAUGCUGCUAUCUGUGUUUUUGUAGUGCAAUAAUAUAAUAAUCGUUGAAUAUUAUAAUAUAUAUACCCGUGUUGUUAAUUAAUUAUACAUUAUUUCUAUUUUUACGUUAUAGUUGUAGUGUUUAAAAAUUAAAUUAUAUAUAAAUUAAAUGUGUGUGUGUGUGUGUGUGUAUGCGUGUGAAAACAAUGUUUAAUUAUUUUGUAACCUAGAAAUUGUGAUUCACUUCACAUAAUUUAAAGUCUACUUAUUAUCUGGUAUAGUGCGUAGUUUUUUUUUUAUGGUUGACCGUAGAUCAACCCCUUUGUAUUUAAGUCGUCUCCAGUCCCUUUUAGUCAAUUAUAAUAUUAUUAUUAUUAUAUACAUGAAAAUUAAGUGUACGUACAUAAUAUGUUUUUUAGUUAAUUAUUAUAGUUUCAAUUUUAUCAUUAUUAUUAUUAUUAUUAUUAUUAUUAAUACCUACCUAAUUGUACACCUAAUCGCCGUCUAGUACCAGUACUUGUAUGACAUUAUUAAUAUUAAAUUUUUGUUUUAAUUUAAAUACAAUAUAUUAUAUUAUUAUAGACCUUUGAAAAAUACAUUUCAUGUGCGUUUUA
Metopolophium dirhodum (rose-grain aphid) is the source of this 6499-nucleotide messenger RNA. Its product is annotated as RNA-binding protein fusilli-like. Bases 472 to 2703 code for a protein of 743 amino acids. The record is from RefSeq and is a predicted model, not a curated record. Gene Ontology annotation, molecular function: mRNA binding. Gene Ontology annotation, biological process: regulation of RNA splicing. Gene Ontology annotation, cellular component: nucleoplasm; ribonucleoprotein complex. The transcript is spliced from 15 exons. NCBI's taxonomy places the organism in Eukaryota, Metazoa, Arthropoda, Insecta, Hemiptera, Aphididae.